AUGGCUGUGAAAGAUUUAGUUUUAGUCACUGGUGGUACUGGUUAUGUUGCAACCUUCACUUUAUAUCAAUUAUUACAAAGAGGUUACCAGGUUAAAACAACUGUUAGAAAUUUAAGUAAGACUGCUGAAUUAGAGAAAGAUUUAAUUAAUUUAAACAUUUAUGAUCAUGUUAAAGCUGAUUUAACUAAAGCAGAGGGAUGGGAUGAGGCAUUAGAAAAUGUUGAAAAUAUCCUCCAUAUUGCUUCUCCAAUUGGUGACAACAACGCUCCUGAGGAUAUUAUGAUUAAACCUGCCGUUGAAGGAACUAUUAGAAUAUUAGAUCUUGCCUUGAAAUAUGGUGCUAAACGAGUAGUUGUUUUAUCAUCUGGUGCAGCAGUGAAGUACAACAAGUUAAAGCCUGAUCCUAAGACUGGUGCUCCAGCUGUUUCUGAUGAAUCUGCUUUCUCAGACAAAGAUCUCGUCCCCAAUACUUAUGCCAAGUCAAAACUCAUGCAAGAGUUAGCUACUUGGGAAUGGGUUAAAUCAACUAAGAAUCAAACCUCACCUAAUCCAGUUGAAGUAACUGUUCUCAAUCCUGUUGCAAUUUAUGGUCCAAACAUUCCUGGUAAAGUUUCACUUCUCUCUUUAAUGGUUAUCAAGGGUUUAAUUGAUGGCAAACAAAAUUUUGGAUCACCAAGACUUUUCAUUAGUGGUGUUGAUGUUAGAGAUGUAGCUUAUUUGAGUUAUAGAGCUAUGAUUGAACCAUUUGCAAAGAAUGAAAGAUAUAUUGUUGAUUCUAAUCCUGAUAUUGAUUUAAGCUUGUAUCAACUUUCUCAGUUAAUCAGAAAACAUUAUUCAAUCCCACAGAAUAACACAGAUGAUAAAGUGGAUUUAUCUAAAUUACCAGUUAGGGAAUUACCAUCUUGGUUGAUUAGAGGUUUAUCUUAUUUUAUGCCUUCUUUGAGACCACUUUUACAUUAUUUAGAUUUCAAGACCCAAACGUCGAAUGCCAAAGCUGCCAAAGCAUUCGAUUGGGAACCUAUUUCACUUAAAGAUAGUGUUGUUGCUUCAAUUAACAGUCUUUAA
Molecule: messenger RNA, 1065 nt
Organism: Scheffersomyces coipomensis
Lineage: Eukaryota; Fungi; Ascomycota; Pichiomycetes; Serinales; Debaryomycetaceae
Exons: 2
Coding region: 1-1065 (354 amino acids)
Molecular function (GO): oxidoreductase activity, acting on the CH-OH group of donors, NAD or NADP as acceptor
Source: RefSeq, a predicted model, not a curated record